Pocillopora damicornis (cauliflower coral) is the source of this 5124-nucleotide messenger RNA. Its product is annotated as ATPase family AAA domain-containing protein 2. The record is from RefSeq and is a predicted model, not a curated record. Gene Ontology annotation, molecular function: chromatin binding; ATP hydrolysis activity; ATP binding. Gene Ontology annotation, cellular component: nucleus. Lineage: Eukaryota; Metazoa; Cnidaria; Anthozoa; Scleractinia; Pocilloporidae. Gene Ontology annotation, biological process: nucleosome disassembly; transcription initiation-coupled chromatin remodeling; nucleosome assembly.
AAAAUGGCCGAUCAGCGAAGGAAACUAUCAUGGUGAAAACGAGGACAAAUUCGCCUAUUAUCCGCACUUUGCGGUCUGGAAAUGGGAGAGGGAAAAACAUAGGAAAUAUAGAAGAGAAGGUUCCAUCUAGCGAUGAAAGUGGACUGGAUUCAACACCUUUUCCAUCUAAGAGACGUCGUUUACGAAGCAGAGGGGCCUAUAAUGAUACUCACGAGUAUCCCAAACUACCGGCCUGCACCGUUCCUUUGACGCGUUCGACUCGUCGAAAUGAAAGCCUCUUAAAUGGACCUACUGUUCAUGUGGAAACCAGGAAUUCGCAAUCGCGUAAGCGAGGAAAGAGAGGAAGGCCUACGAAAUCUAUGCCACAGAAUGACAGGAAGAAAACCAAAGGAACUAUCGUGUAUAAGACACGGCGAAGCGAUCGUAAACGGCGAAAGGUGUACGAGACCUUGAAUGUUAGUAUGCUAACAGAUCACCGUUACUUGACUGAAUUUGGGAAUUCGAAAUCCCCCAAGAAAGAAAUUGAAAGGAGCAGAUUCCUGCACGACGAAGAUAGCGAAUCUCAAACCGAGGGCGACGAGGAUGUUGUUGGAACACCCAGCAUGUAUGACCUUAUAAAGAGAAAACAUGAUCAGACUCCAACACCAGAAAAAAGAUCAAGUAGAAAUAGAAGACAUGGCGAUCAGCAAGAGGAAAGUGACAAUGAUGAAGAUGAAGAAGAUGAUGAUGACGACGAAGAUGAGGAUGAUGAUGGUGAUGGAGAAGAUGAGGAAGGGGAGGAGGAGAAGGGUAUUAAAGGUUAUGAACUGAGAAAGAGACGAAUGAUUCCAAACCGAUACAUUGCACCUCCUUUGAAGUCCAAGGAAAGAGGCAAGCGAAGAUUUCAUAUGAAUGUAGAGCCAAGAAAGAGAGGUAAAAAACCAUCACAGUAUGCAUCUCCAGUCAGAAGAGUCCGCAGACCCAAAAGAAAAGCUCAUCAUGUGAGCUCCUCUACUUCAUCUUCUGAUGACUCAGACAAUGAAAAAGAUGAGAGAAAGUUUGAACGCAGGAAAGCUAAGAGCAUGGCGAAAGCCAGGGGUCGCUGUCUUCCAAUGAACUUUACCAUGGAAGAUACAGCUUCUGGAAUUUUCAAAGAAAGAGCAAGAAUUGGAUCUAGUUUAGCAGAUGUGGAUCCUAUGAACAUUGACCAAAAGGUCAUGUUUGAUGCAGUUGGUGGUCUUAGCAAGCAGAUAAGGGCUCUGAAAGAAAUGGUUUUGUUUCCUUUGGUGUACCCUGAAGUUUUUGAGAAGUUUAAGAUUGCUCCUCCAAGAGGUGUCUUAUUUCAUGGUCCACCAGGGACUGGAAAGACACUUGUUGCACGAGCCCUUGCUAAUGAGUGUAGUCAAGGUGACAAAAAAGUUGCAUUUUUUAUGAGGAAGGGUGCAGACUGUCUUAGUAAAUGGGUUGGUGAAUCUGAAAGACAGUUGAGACUGUUGUUUGACCAGGCUUUUAGUAUGAGACCAGCCAUCAUAUUUUUUGAUGAGAUUGAUGGUUUGGCACCUGUACGCUCAAGUCGUCAAGACCAGAUUCAUAGCUCUAUUGUAUCAACUUUGUUAGCCCUGAUGGAUGGAUUAGACAGUAGAGGUGAAAUUGUGGUCAUUGGUGCAACCAACAGGAUUGAUGCUAUCGAUCCUGCACUGAGGCGUCCUGGCCGUUUUGACAGGGAAUUUCAGUUUGCUCUUCCUGAUAGGAAUGCACGAAGAAGUAUCUUGACCAUUCAUACUCGUGACUGGGAACCUAAACUAUUGUCAUCUUUUGUAAGUGAGGUAGCAGAUCGCUGUGUUGGAUACUGUGGUGCUGAUAUCAAAGCUCUUUGUACAGAGGCUGCACUUUUUGCCUUGAGAAGACGGUAUCCACAGAUUUACAGCAGCACAAGAAAACUGCUAGUAGAUGUCAACUCCAUCGAAGUAACUGCUAAGGAUUUCCAAAAAGCAAUGACAGCCAUCAUCCCUGCCUCUCAGCGAUCUGUGGUUUCUCCUGCCAGAGCCCUCUCCCCCCUCAUGAAGCCACUUCUCAAAAAGACUUUGUCUCAAACAUUGGAGAUCCUUGAGAAAAUAUUUCCCCCUGCUCAUAUUAAGACAGUGACUGAAAGUAGUCCCAGUAGCCUGAUGGGUAACCCCAGUUGUAGCAACAGCAGCAGCCGUCAUGAUCAGCGAGGCAGAAUGGUUGCUGUUUUAAGUGACGAGGAAGCAAGCUCAGAUGAGGACUUGGGACCUCCAAUCUUCGAGUCUCUUCCUGGUUCAUCAAGAAGGGAGCGCUAUUUGCGAAGAAUACAGCAAAAUUCCAACAGUGUUGAGUCAAUGGAAGUCUCCCAUUCUUCUUUCUUCAGCAGGACAGAUGGUCAAAAUAAGGGAAUGUCAACUUAUCGACCCAGACUCCUCAUAUGUGGGAAUCAAGGCAUGGGCCAGUCAACACAUAUUGCCCCUGCACUACUUCAUGCAAUGGAGCACAUGAGUGUGCACUGUUUGGAUUUACCAGCAUUAUAUGGAGUUGCUUCCAAGACACCUGAAGAAGCUUGUUCUCAGCUGUUUCGUGAGGCACGUCGUACAUCACCAUGUAUAGUGUAUUCACCCCAUUUUGAUGCUUUGUGGAAUGCCACAGGAGACAGCCUGCAUGCUACAUUACUAUCACUGCUUCAGGAUCUCCCUCCAGGUGCUCCUCUGUUGUUUUUGGUAACUGCAGAUGACUGUUGGAGUAACCUUCCCUCCAUAAUGAAGGAACUGUUUUCAACAGAAACAGGACAGGUAUUUCAAGUUGCUGAUCUGUCCUUAGAUGAGAGGAGAGCUUUCUUUCACAGUCUGUUCCUCGAAGAUGCUAUUCUGCAACCCAAACCCAAGAGAUCAAGAAAAGAUAAAAUAGUGGAAGUGUUACCAUUUGCUCCUACCCCACCCCCACCGCAGUUGUCAGAAGCUGAGCUACUGAAGGCUCGUCAAGAUGAGGAGAAUACCAUGAGGGAACUGCGCAUCUUCCUCAGAGAUGUUACCUCAAAGCUUUUACAAGAUCGAAGGUUCAAAGAGUUUACCAAACCAGUGGAUUUGAUGGAGGUUCCUGAUUAUCUUGAGGUGAUUGAUGAACCAAUGGAUCUUGCAUCAAUACUACAGAAAAUCAACUGUCAUCAGUAUAGUACUUGUGCACAGUACUUGGCAGAUAUUGAUUUGAUCACAAGUAAUGCUCUUAAGUACAACCCUGACCAUGAUCCAAUGGACAAGCUUAUCAGACAUAGGGCUUGUGAACUCAGUGAUGUGGCACACUCAGAAAUCAAAUCGCAACUGGAGCCAGAGUUUGAGAAGACUUGUGUAGAAAUCAUAGCAGCAAGGGAAAGAAGGGGUGACAAAUCAACUGCUGCUGCUCCUGCAUUUGUGUUCACUGUUCCACUGAAACAACAAACAGCAACUGAGGUGACAGCAUCAACACCGCUUCAAGAUCAAGUAGAGAAAGCAGCAUUGGGUGUCUCUGAUAUAACCUUUGUAUCUGAAUCCCAGUCACAAAGUAAUGGCACAAGGCAGAAGAAAAAGCCAAGAAGAAAGAAAGCACCAAUCUAUUGGGGAAAAAAGCCAAGUAGAAGGAAACUAGAUGUAAAGCAAAAAUUAGACUCAGAGAUUGAUCAGGUUACUCAGGAGUUUCUGGUUGAAGUGAAUGGGGAACAAGCAGAGAUCAGUGGUGAAGCUUUUCCUGAUGACUCUGGAGAUAGAUCAACCAAUGAGGAAACUGAAAAAGAUCCUGGGGUGAUCUCUGAUAAAGAAGGUGAUGUAGCAAACCAUCAAGAAGAUGAUGAUGAGGAGGAGGAGGAAGAGGAAGAUGAUGUUGAAUUGAUGGAGAAUGGGGUUGCACCCAUUGAUGGGGAAGUGGUUUUGUUACAUCCAGAGAAUCUCACAGCAGAAAUUAAAAGUGGUGAGGUGAACUCAGGGUCUGUUCUUCAAAACAAUUUGGUAGUGCCCAGAAGACCUAUUGGAAAUCAUGAUUUAUCAGCAACAUUGUCCAGUCUGCAAAAUGGGGUCACCUCAGAUGUUUGCUCAGAAGAUAUUGCAUCGGAAAGUGAAUGUGACAAGGAACCUGAAGACUCUUCCAAUAAUCCUCAAGAAAACAAACAGAACAAAUCUGCAGGCUGCACUUCCUGGGGUAGUACUGCACUCAAUGAAGACGUCAUAGAGAAACUAGAAACUCUCCUGAAUUUGCUAGUUGAUGCAACUAAGGGGGCAUCUAUCGAAAUGCUAGAGAGAUAUCACAGUUCUCUUCAGUGCUGUAUCCACAAGCAGAGACACAAUCAUGAUAAAGGAGAGCUUCUGAAGGAUUUGGAACUGAUGAUUAAAGGCUAUGGACGAUCUUCAAGAACUGUUUACUCAUUUCAAAAGUGAUCCUCAACGGUUAACUUGUAACAUAGUCUCAUUACUUUCAAAAGUAGAACCCCACUAACUUAAACUGUUCAGAAAAAGGAAUACAGUGUAAGACCAAAGUGUUCAAGUUAGUAAAUUGUAAGCAACUAAAAACCCUCCUCCAGAAAUGUGGCUCUAAGAUUACUUUAACAGACAGUUCCAGUUAGUGAGGUUCUACUCUUGUUAAUAUUUGGAUCAUUAAUUUAUUAACAAUUAAUUUAUUUUGAAUUGCUCUUUUCUGUGAAAAUAAUAAUAACUUUUGAGAUUAACUUUAGUGUCUGUAUAGAUGGACAAUUUUUUGCAAAGCAUUAUUACAUCUAUUUCUGCUUACGCCUGACAACCUAGAACAUAGAUUGUUGGCUAAAGUUAAAGGCUAAGUUUUCUACAUCUUUUUUUUUCUUUCUCAGAAAUAGCUUUUUAUUGCAGUCAUAUGUUAACCAUUAAAACAAACUAUCAAUUAAUUCGCUGAUCACCAUUUUCUGAGGAGGAGUGGAGAGGGAGGGGAAGUUCAAAUUAGGGUAAUAUAUAUUUUUGAAAACAAAGAACUUAUUUUAAAUGGUACAAAAGUGUAACAUUCUUGUAUUACCAUUCACUGCAUUCGUAAAUAGUUGCACUGAGUUAAAAUGAGGUCAUGUCAUCCUUUAAUAAAUAAACUAUCAAUGAUGGAAAAGCUUAAAAAAUAAUAAUAAAUGAAGAUUUCCCAGGACAGAGA